AUGGGGCAGCCGGGUUCUGAGAUAUUCAAUGCCACUGAGAGGACCCUGCAGCACCUGCUCGAGCCCUUGUUCCAGAACAGCACUGUUGGUUCCCUGUACACCAGCUGCAGGCUGACCCUGCUCAGGGCUGAAAAGUUUGGGACAAGCACCAGCAUAGAUGCGGUCUGCACCUACCACCCAGGUCCCACAGGCCACAAGCUGGACCCAGCACGGCUGUACUGGGAGCUGAGCCAGCAGACCCACGGUGUCACUCGGCUGGGCUCCUACACCCUGGACAGGGACAGUCUCUACGUCAACGGUUAUAACCAUCGAUUCUGGAUCCCCACCAUUAACAGGCCCAAACAUCCCUCCAUCCUCAGGGCCUUUGCACUUGCUGGGCUUGAAGGAACUCAGAAGUUCCUUCUUGUCUUCCAAAUCUCAGCUCAGCGUGUCUUUGCUGAGACCUUCUCCAAAUUACUCAGGACUAAGACUCUGAUGGGUUCUCUCUCUCUCUCUCUCCCACUCCCUUUAGCUGCAGGGGUGAACCCAGUCCUGGUGUCAUUCACCCUCAACUUCACGAUCACCAACCUGCUCUAUACUCCAGACAUGGAGCGCCCAGGCUCCUUGAACUUCAACUCCACCGAGAAGGCCCUGAAUUACCUGCUCGAGCCCUUGUUCAAGAAAACCAGUGUUGGCUCUGGCUACUCUGGCUGCAGACUGACCUUGCUCAGAUAUGAGAAGGACAGGGAAGCCACCGGAGUUGAUGCCGUCUGCACCUACCAUGCUGACCCCCAGGGCCCGGGACUGGACAGAGAGCUGUUGUACCAGGAACUAAGCCGACUGACUCAUGGUGUCACCUGGCUGGGCCACUACAUCCUGGACAGAGACAGCCUCUAUGUCAAUGGUUAUAACCAUCGACACUGGACCCCUACCACCAGCAGUGAGUAUUCAAAGCUGCUGGAGGAAGGGACUGGACAGAGAACUCCAGCAGGCUCAGGACAGGUCCUCUUACCUGCCUCUCCUGUUGCAGCCACAAGCCCUACCAUGGUGCCUUUUACCCUCAACUUUACCAUCACGAACCUGCAGUACAUGCCAGACAUGAAGCAUCCAGGAUCUGCAAAGUUCAACAUAACCGAGCAGAUCCUGCAGUACAAUCUUGGUGCUUUGUUCAAGAACACCAGUAUUGGCCCGUUGUACUCUGGCUGCAGACUGACCUCGCUCAGGCCUGAGAGGGACGGAUCAGCCACCAAAGUGGACGUCAUUUGCACCUUCCACUCUGAGCCCACAAGCACUGAGCUGGACAGAGAGCGGCUGUACUGGGAGCUGACCCAUGAGACCCACGGCAUCACCAGGCUGGGCUUCUUCACCCUGGAUGAGGACAGCCUUUAUGUCAAUGGUUACACCCAUCGGGCCCCGACCUCCACUCCCACCGCUGUCCCUUUCCUGGUGCAUUUCACCCUCAACUUCACCAUCACCAACCUGCAGUACGAGAAGAACAUGCUGCACCCAGGCUCCUGGAAGUUCAACUUCACGGAGAGAGUCCUGCAGGGUCUGCUCGGGCCCUUGUUCAAGAAGAGCAGUGUCGGCCCACUGUACUCUGGCUGCAGACUGACCUUGCUCAGGCCAGAGAAGGACGGGGCAGCCACUGGAGUGGAUGCUGUCUGCACCUACCGGCCUGACCCUGUGGGUCCCCAGCUGGACAGAGAGCAGCUGUACUGGGAGUUGAGCCAGCUGACCCAUGGUGCCACCCAGCUGGGCUCCUACACCCUGGACCAGGACAGUCUCUAUGUGAAUGGUUAUACCUACCAGAUCCUGGUCACCACCCCCAGGACUUCUAUGGUGGCCACAGCUUCUGCAGGGAUGCCGACCUCCUCCAGUCCCACAGCUCCCAGCGCUGCCCUGGUACCAUUCACCCUCAACUUCACCAUCACCAACAUGCCCUACGUGGAGGACAUGCAGCCUGGCUCUGUGAAGUUCAACUCCACGGAGUCAAUUCUACAAGGCCUGCUGAAGCCACUGUUCAUCAAAAGCAGUAUCGGUUCACUGUACUCUGGAUGCAGACUGACUGCACUGAGGCCUGAAAAUGGUGGAGCAGCCACAGGAGUUGACACCGUCUGCACCCACCGUCCUGGCCCUACAGUCCUUGGGCUGGACAGGGAGCAACUCUAUUGGGAGUUGAGCAAGCUGACCCACGGUGUCACCCAGCUUGGUUCCUACACCCUGGACAGAGACCGUCUCUAUGUCAACGGUUACACCAGACCAAUCUUGACCGCCAUCCCCAGUGUUGCUGUGAUUUCUGCGCUCUCCCAGGGAACCUCAGCUGCUCCCACCUCCCUAUCCAGCACCACAGCUUCUGUCCUCGGUCUGGUGCCAUUCAGCCUUAACUUCACCAUCACCAACCUGCGCUACAGGGAGGACAUGCGUCACCCUGGCUCCUGGAAGUUCAACACCACGGAGAGGGUCCUACAGGGUCUGCUCAGGCCCUUGUUCAAGAACAUCAGUGUCAGCCUCCUCUACUCUGGCUGCAGACUAAUCUCGCUCAGGCCCGAGAAGGACAGGGCAGCCACUGGAGUGGAUGCUGUCUGCACCUACCACCCUGACCCUGUGGGUCCCCAGCUGGACAGAGAGCGGCUGUACUGGGAGCUGAGCCAGCUGACCCAUGGUGCCACCCAGCUGGGCUCCUACACCCUGGACCCAGACAGUCUCUAUGUGAAUGGUUAUACCCAUCAGACUUCAGUAACUGCCCCCAGUGCCUCUGUACCCUGCUUGCCCUUUCUAUCUAUCCCAGGCCUGACUCACCACGGCCUCUCCUCUCCCUUUCCUGCUGUAGCCACAGGAUCAUCCUUGGUCCCAUUCACCCUCAACUUCACCAUCACUAACCUGCGCUACAGGGAGGAUAUGUGGCCUCCGGGCUCCUGGAAGUUCAACAUCACAGAGAAGCUCCUGCAGCGACUGCUCGAUCCCUUGUUCAAGAACACCAGUGUCGGCCCACUGUACUCCAGCUGCAGACUGACCUUGCUCAGGCCUGGGAAGGAUGGGACAGCCACCAGUGUGGAUGCUCUCUGCACCUACCACCCUGAACCCAUGAGCCCCGGGCUGGACAGAGAGCGGCUGUACUGGGAGCUGAGCCAGCUGACCCACAGGAUCACCCAGCUGGGCCCCUACACCCUGGACCAGGGCAGUCUCUACAUCAGUGGUUACACCUAUCCAGCCUCAAGCACUACCCCCAACACUACUGGACCUACCCUGGUACCCUUCACCCUCAACUUCACCAUAACCAACAUGCACUACAUGGAGGAUAUGGGGAGUCCAGGUUCCUCAAAGUUCAACUUUACCGAGAGGGUCCUACAGCACCAGCUCAGGCCCUUGCUCACUAAGACCAGUGUCGGCCCCCUCUACGCUGGCUGCAGACUGGCCUCACUCAGGCUUGAGAAGGGUGGAGCAGCCACAGGAGUGGACGUCGUCUGCACCUUCCAUUCUGACCCCACAGGCCCCAGACUGGACAGAGAGCGGCUGUACUGGGAGCUGAGCCAGCUGACCCAUGGCAUCACCCGGCUGGGCUCCUACACCCUGGACAAGGACAGCCUCUGCGUCAAUGGUUACACCUAUGAAGCCACUGCCCCAACCACUACCACCGGGGAGCCCAGCGAGGAGCCCUUCACGCUGAACUUCACCAUCGACAACCUACGCUACUCUGCAGACAUGGGCCGCCCCGGCUCCCUCAAGUUCAACAUCACGGACAGGGUCAUGCAGCACCUGCUCAGCCCUUUGUUCCAGAGGAGCAGCCUGGGCGCCCGAUACGCGGGCUGCAGGGUCACCGCACUGAGGUCUGUGAAGAAUGGCGCCCAGACACGGGUGGACAUCCUCUGCACCUACCGGCAGCCCCCAAGUGGCCCGGGUCUACCUGCCAAGCAGGUGUUCCACGAGCUGAGCUGGCAGACCCGCGGCAUCACCCAGCUGGGCCCCUACUCUCUGGACAAAGACAGCCUCUACCUCAAUGGUUAUAAUGAACGUGGACCAGAUGAGCCUCCUACAACUCCUGAGCCGGCCACCACACUCCUGCCUUCUUUGUCAGCACCUGUUCAUCUGGAAGCCACCACAGCCAUGGGGCACAUUCUGAAGACCUUCACACUCAACUUCAUCAUCUCCAACCUCCAGUAUUCACCAGACAUGGGCUAUGGCUCAGACACAUUCGACUCCACCGAGAGGAUCCUGCAGCAGCUGCUUGGACUCUUGUUCCAGAAGAGCAGUCUGGGCACCUUCUACUCGGGUUGUAGACUGAUCUCCCUCAGGCCUGAGAAGGACAGGGCAGCCACCGGCGUGGAUGCAGUCUGCACCUACCGCCCUGACCCCGUGGGCCCCGGGUUGGACAGAGAACGACUGUACUGGGAGCUGAGCCAGCUGACCCAUGGCAUCACCCAACUGGGUUUCUAUGCCUUGGACAGAGACAGUCUCUUUGUCAACGGCUAUGCACCCCGGAAUUUAUCGACCCAGAGUGAAUACCAGCUAAAUUUCCGCAUCAUCAACUGGAACCUCAACAAGCCAGACCCCACAUCCUUGGAGUACACUGCCCUGCUGAGGGAUAUCCAGGACAAGGUCACCACGAUCUACGCAGGCAGCCAGCUACGAGACAUAUUCCGCUCCUGCCUGGUCACCAAUGUGACAUUGGGCUCCAUGUUGGUCACUGUCAAGGCACUGUUCUCCUCCAAUCUGGAUCCUACCCUGGUGAAGCAAGCCUUUCUAGAUAUGACCCUGAAUGCCUCAUCCCACUGGCUGGGCGCCACCUAUCAGUUAACAGAUCUGCAUGUGACAGAAGUGGAGACAAUGUUUUAUCCACCAACAGAACAACCGACAAUCAGUCCCAGUUCCCAGCACUUCCAGCUGAAUUUCACCAUCACUAACCUACUAUAUUCCCAGGACUUAGCCCAACCAGACACUGCCAAACACCAGCGGAACAAGAGAAGUAUCGAGAACGCGGUGAGAAUGGGGUGCUCAAUCAGCUCUUCCGGAACAGCAGCAUCAAGAGUUAUUUUUCUGACUGUCAAGUUUUAACAUUCAGGUCUGUCCUCCACAGCAACCACACCAGGGUAGACUCCCUGUGUAACUUCUCACCAUUGACUCGGAGACUGGACAGGAUCGCCAUUUAUGAGGAAUUCCUGCGGAUGA
This is a messenger RNA of Galeopterus variegatus (Sunda flying lemur), 5145 nucleotides long. RefSeq names its product mucin-16-like. The transcript is spliced from 50 exons. The record is from RefSeq and is a predicted model, not a curated record. NCBI's taxonomy places the organism in Eukaryota, Metazoa, Chordata, Mammalia, Dermoptera, Cynocephalidae.